AUGAAGAGGCUGCGUACAGCCUCUGGGGUGCAAAUCACAGCUCCAAAUGACCACUUACUAUACAGCAACCGGUCCCAGAUCAACUCUACUUUGAAAGCUUGUGAAGAUGCGUUGCAUGAUGCAGAAACAGCAUGCAGACUCCAGCCAUACUGGUUGAAAGGUCACCUAAGGAAAGGACAAGCAUUAGCUAAUCUGGGGAAAACAGAAGAAGCUUUAAGAGAGUUUCUAUUCUGCCUUGCUCUAGAUACUGGGAACAAGACGGCCAAGUCUGAGGCACAAAAGCUUCUACUUAGUUUGUUUUCACUCAUCCCGGGAAAUGCUCAGGAACACUUACCCGAAAUCCUGCAGCUGUUGUCACAUCACUCUAGAUUAAAGGGGAAUCUCCUAAAUUCAGUGGGAUCUGGAGGCACCAGCCAUAACCUACAAAGGUUGCUCAAGGUAAAUGUGGAACAGAAAAAGGGUUUUCCCAUUCAAGAGGAACCAAAUGUAACUACUUCUGGUAGUUUGAGGAAAUCUAUACAAAUUACAGAGAGCAAAAAGGACUGCUCAGAGGAGGAGAACAAACUCACCUCCAUGCCAGAGUCUGCCUUUCUCAUUUCUGAGAAGUGCAGCCUCCUGAAAAGGAAGUGCUGCUCAGAGGAGAUGCGAAGUGCUGAGGUACCCUGCAAACUGAUGAAGAAAGAUACAGUUGAUACUAAGGGAAAUAGUGCUGGACAACAUAUUCCAUUUGAAUUUGUGGAUCCAUCAGAUUUGGACUGCUCCCUGUGUAUGAGGCUCUUCUAUGAACCUGUCACUACACCUUGUGGACACACCUUCUGUCUCAAAUGUCUUGAGAGAUGCCUGGAUCACAACCCAAAAUGUCCCCUGUGUAAGGAAGGGCUCUCAGAGUGCUUGGCUAUGAGGAAAUACUGUAAAACAGUACUAAUGGAGGAGUUAAUAGCUAGGUAUCUUCCAGAGGAACUCACUGAAAGAAGAAAGAUUUAUGAAGAGGAAAUAGCAGAGCUUUCCAACCUAAAUAAGAAUGUUCCUAUAUUUGUCUGCACAAUGGCUUACCCUACCGUCCCAUGCCCUUUGCACAUCUUCGAGCCAUGUUAUCGCCUGAUGAUUCGAAGGUGCAUGGAGACUGGCACCAAACAAUUUGGGAUGUGCAUCAGUGACCCUGUAAAGGGGUUUGCAGAUUAUGGCUGCAUUCUGGAGAUAAGAAAUGUUGAAUUCUUUGCUGAUGGUCGCUCUGUUGUAGACAGCAUCGGCAAGAGGAGGUUUAAGGUGAUACGGCACAGCCAGCGUGAUGGCUAUAAUACAGCGGAUAUUGAGUACAUUGAGGAUCAAAAGGUGCAAGGACAAGAGUAUGCUGCAUUACUUGUUCUCCAUGAUUCUGUCUACGAUCAGGCAUAUAUGUGGUUUAACUCCCUCAAGCAAGCUCUCAAAAGUAGAAUUCUCAGUCACUUUGGUCCAAUGCCAGCUAAGGAUCCUGACCCACAGGCUAACCCUAAUGGGCCAGCCUGGUGCUGGUGGGUCCUAGCUGUCCUUCCACUUGAGAACAGAGCUCAGCUCCCUUUCCUUGCCAUGAAAUCCCUCAAAGACCGCUUGAAUGGCAUCAGACGUGUCCUUACAUUCAUGUCUCGUACAAGAUCACGGUGAUGGUGAGGAGGAGAGCUGUGAAGUCUCCCACAGUACUUGACUGUAGACUGUCUCUUGUAACUUCAUCUAACUGCAAUAAUGUCUUACAGAUUUGAGUGUCAGGAUGUUUCAAGCCUGAAUUUCAAAGAAAAUGAGUUAAAAAGAGCAAGGGAUGUUUAUGGAUACUUCAAUAGUUUCCAUUUGGAACUCUGAGAUGAUUAUUCAAUCACUGCACUGCUAAAUUAAUAACAAAUGUGAUAGAACAAAAAGUGAUCUUGUUUGCCAUAAACCUUUUAAAAAGCUUAAGAGGUUUUUUAAUUUAUUUUAUUUUUAUUUUUUUAGUGGAUAAAGGAUAAACUGUGCAGUUUAAUGUGAAGCAGAAAUAAUAACGUUAAUGCAUUAUUUCAGUGAACUGCAAAGUCUUUUAUUCCAAAUGGUUCAGGUUUUAUAUAACAUUGUGUAAAAUAAUGUUCACAACUUCCGUUUGAUAAUUUAUUUUUGCACUAUGAUUUUUUGUUUCAAAAUGUAUAUUAUUUAUGUGUUCAUUCUCUAAAGGAAAGUGAGCUGCUCUAUUUAUUUAUAGUGUUUUUACCCUGUAUUUAUGACUGGGGGCAAAAUGAUGAUUCUAGCAGUGCACAAGCAACUGCUUUGAUAAUUUUUCAGAUAUUUGUGUUCAAAUACUUUGAAUGUUUUUCUACUUAUCCCCAGUUCUACUGUAGCCUAAGAAGGAUUUUCUCCCCCUGAAACAGCCUGCUGUGAAAUCUUUGAAUACACAGAUUAUGUCUGAGAUAACUCAAGCACAGUUGUUGGAGCUUGAUCCUAUGCUUGCAACUAGGUUCCUGCUAUCACAAAACAGUCAAGCACGUGCUUAACCUUAAGCAUGAGUGUUUAAGUGCUUGGGUAAAUUCAAGUAUUGAUCAAUUGAUGUUGGUGGGAAUUGGCCAUAGUGGUGACAGAAGGAUCUAUCCCCUAAUUUUUCACAGAACAGAGAAUAACUUGGAGUUGAAUUUAUAUCUGAACUCUUUCUUGCAAGAAUGGAUAAUGGCUACAAUCAACUGCGAAGAAAGAGCCACAACAUAUGAAAAGUGGCUUCUCCUAAAGAAAACUGGAAGUACUGGUAUCAUUUCAUUGUAGGUUACUACAUAGACUUUUUUUUACAUCAACUCUUGUUGCUGUUAAGAUCAGUUUUAUUUCUUUUAAUUGUUUGGUGGGAUUUGGCUUUGGAGUGUGUGUAUGUGGGGGGGAGGGGGGAGUUAUUUUGAACUGUAGGACUCAGAGCAGUUUGUGUCACAUGAGAAGGAAUAUGUUGUAAUAAAUACUAUUUAUUUCACCCCAAUCUUCAGGUUUCUGCUAGCUUCAAAUCUCUACCCAGCCAUUGCAUUUCUCUUAAGAGAUUGGGUAGUGUUGCUAAUAAUAGUUAACUCCCAAGGAAAACAAGUGAAUUUUAGCAUGAUUACUUCUAGCUAUAAAGCAGGUAAAAAUAGGGCAGAAAUGGGAAUAGGAAGUAUCUUGGGUUUGAUUUUUUUUUUUUAAAUCAACAGUUCAUAUACUUGUUUUGCUGCUUUUAUUGCUUUCGGUGUACCACUUUCUGGUACUGAUCUUGCCUCUAUCUGACUUUGACUUUCACUGAUUUCAACGUGAGCAGUACUGGGCCUUUUAUUCUAAGCUGCUGUUUUUCUUUUCAGUGGCAAAAAAAUAGAUUGAACUGAGAAUGUUAUGGAAUGCUACAAAUUUCUUUGUUAUUUUUACCCAGGAUAGCACUCUUUGCCAUUCCAUGCCUUUAUGGAAAAAUUAAGUAGAAUUUAAUGUCAAUUUUCCGUGUGUUUCCAUCAUCAUCUCAUCAGAAAUAUUUAUUAGUUAAAAGUAAUUUCCGUACUGUUAAGUUUCCAUAAAACUACUUUUUUUUCCCCCUCUUGUUAAAUUCUAUAGAACUUUUCCACAAGGGUACCAAAGAAACAAAUGGAAGACAAACAUGUUUCAACCUUGUGAUGCAAAUGGAAUAUGUAUCCUGUAGUGUUUGAGAGUAGCUCAAUGCAAACACAAUUUAUUUCCAUACUGCUAGAUUGCUGCACUUCUUCCACAGGUGGUACUUUACAUGCUUCUCUGUAAACAAUGUAUAGAAAUACAUAUAUGUUCUGAACAAUAACAAGUGUAUGGUGGCUGACACCUGCUAUGCCAUUUGUCUUCAUAAGUCAACAACAAAGUGAUUUCUACUUGUUUGGAAGUGAAGCUGCAUUAAAUGCAAUUCUUCCUUAAACCAUUAUGUAUUAUUGCAUAAUAUAAGGGGCCCAUAUUGCUCCCAUGGAAAAAAGCUGUCACUUUGUUACUCUCAUCUGUGAGAGAAGGACCUUACAUACCUAUUUUAAACUGUUUUCUCACUGAUGUCAUUGUUCUCUUUUCCUGCAUGCUAUGUCUUCUACAUACUCAUAUUCUGCCUAUUUUGUUGAUUUAGAAAUUGGCAUGGAAGAAAUCCAUGAUUUUAAAAGUGAAUCUUGUCUCUUCUAUUAGCUUUGAGUAAAGCUGCCAGAAUUUCCUAAGCAGAAGCUAGUGUACAUGCCCUGUAUCAUGAACGCCCAGUGCAUUUGUUGCCACCUGGAAACACUGGACCUACUGCAUGCACUGCAUACAGUUGAUCUGCAUAUGCACAACAAAUCAAACACAUCAAGAAAGCUCAUCUGUACAUGUACAGUAGCAUUCUGUCUGGGACUGCUCUAUGGCCACAUCCUAGAUUAAUGGCUAAAGUCUGCAAAUUCCAUCAGAAGAAAAAAAAGAGAAACAGAUUUGCUAGAGAACACAAACCUGUCCAGGAAAAGCUGGACAAGGAGUAGCCUUAGCCUUCAGUGAGUUGAGAUGGUAAAGUUUCAGUGAUGAGGUUUAAAAUUCAAAAAAAUCUUCUAGUUAUGCCACAGUAUUGCUGAUUUUUUUUUUCAGUUGUAUUAAUCAGUACAAGGAUGUAAAUGCAACAUUUACUACAGGCAUGAAUAAACAGCUGAACAGACUUAAAAAUACCUUCACUUUAAUUACAGAAAUGGUAUUGAUCAGAUAAAAUACUAAUUGGAGGAGUAUUUUAUUUAAGCUUCUCACAUUUUUCUAGACACCAAACCCAGUCCCAUAACUGGUCUCGCUCAUCUGUUAAAAAAAAAAUCAUGGCUCAAACUUGCAUUUCCUGUGUGGCCAGAAGUAUUGAUUAAUCUUUGUUGUGAGGGCAGAAGUAAUGCGUAGGCUUCUUGCUAGUUCUUCAAAGAAGUCAAUUUCCAUUGACUCUAGAUCACUGAGUUAGGAUUACUAAAAUCAAUCGACUUUUUUUUUUAUUUCCAAGGAAAUGUGAUCAGUCCCCCUUUAAAAAAAUAAAGGGGCGGGGGGGGAAUACAAAAAGCAAGUCUUCUGUAAUGGAGGUGGAGAGGGAACCAAGAGUAGAUCGAACCGUAGCUGAGUAAGUGCCAGUCUCCUGGGCAAUAUCACCUAAACGUCUCCCAGAGACUUCUUGAAAGAUUUAGACUUGCAUUUGUAAGAGAUGGUUUUGUUAAUUUGAAAUCUCUUUACUUUUCUGUAAAUGAAGUAUUUAACAAAAUACAUUAAAAUAAAUAACGAAGACUGGCUGUAUCACCCUUCCAAAUCUCUGUACAUAUACAUUGUAUGGUUUGUAAUUAAAAACAGAAGUUUUCUGCAGGAAGUAAUACUAAUUUUUCAUUUCCAUAUAUAGACAGACUUAUGACACUCAAAACAACUUUGCUUUGUCUUACAUGCUCCUUUGUCUAGCAGUAACUUAAGGGGAUAUGUUUCCAUGAAAAUAGCUGUUAUCUUGGCUAGCAUGACUUGGUUGAAAGUAAACCUGAGACAGGACUGGAUUAAUCAGGAAAAAUCAUGAAACCUGACAGUGAACUCAGACACAGUUGUAGAAAAUAGUUUAGUAGUUUCAAUAAUGAAAUGAUAAAAUGGUGUGAUAGGCCAUUAUCAUGCUAAGUCUUAAGUGACAUUCUGGUGUUAGUUGUAGAAGUUCCUCUUAUGUUGUUUGUUUUAAUUUUAUUUUAAGUGCUGAUAUCUUCCAUUACCUUGUAGCAGUAAGAGAUAUCAGCUGUCAUACUGACUGGCUGACCUAUUGCUUGGCCUAUCCUUCUGUCCUGUGUGACUACUUACAGAACACCUGAACCAUGGAUUUCUUAAUCCAAAGAUUAUUUUAAUCUAAAAAAAAUCAUGUGGAUUUUGAUGUAGCAGGUCUGGCUUAAUCUGUGCUGUAGAAAAAGAGCUUUAUAAAAUUAAGUUUUGUUUUAGAUGGUCUUUUAAUGAUUUCUACUUGGUGCUGAAGUUUUACUGGUGUUUAAAUUCAUGACAGACAGGAGUCAUAUUUAAAUGCAGUGUUUAGGAAUGGAGAACAUGUUCACAAACUCUUAUUUUUAAAAAAGCGUAAAUUAACUACAGUGUUUUUGUGCAUAGAAACCCAAUGGAACUAUAUGCACUUAGGGUGGUGCUUCCCAUUUCCACCAAGUCCUGCAUCAGAUUAACUCAACCCCUGCUUAGCUCUCAUUUAAUGUCAGCUUCGCAACCUAACUUGUAACUGGUGCAGCACACAGUUUAGCAUCUGGGGUUUAUUCCAAAGCCUGGUAAAUCAGUGAAAGUCUUACAGCUACAGAAAAAUGGUAGUUUCAGCAAAGUCACUAUUUUGAAAUACUUUGCUAAAUAAAUAUUGUCUGGGUGCAAGAAACUAAUCUGCUUAGACGGGAUUAAAAUGGUGGAUAAUAAAAAAACUGAACUAUUACAUUGAUUUACUCAUCCAGGUAUCAUGUGAAGUGCUUACUAAUCUUGGGAGUUUCAUAAGGUCUAAAGUAACCCUCACAUAGAAGUGCCUGUAUUCUGUUAUUGCCAUUCUUGAGCUUUUUAAUAGAGUCAUAGCCAUAUAUUUUAUAAAUAUAAACAUAUGCACCUUUAAAUCUUUACAUUCAACUUGCAGAACAAAGGUUUACAGAGCAGAAGUGUAGCAAAACCAAUGUAAUAGCUUCUAUAAUUCCCUGGUGAGGAACAGAAGUACAAAAAUGAGGAGUAAAAAGACUAUCUGUGUAAGAUGUCUUAAUUUGGCACCAUAUGCUUGUCCAAUUUAAUUCCAUCAAGCUAUGUGGUUACAGGAGUGCCAGAAACAUAUCUAUCAAGCCAUUUAAAAUAAAAAGUUUUGUGGACUUGUAUAUUCCAUUUGUUUGUAAAACAUCCUUUUGUGCACUGUAAUGAACUUGAAACUUAAGUUAUACUCUCAUAUCACUGAACAGAGUACGGUUCAGCUACCUCUACAUAAGGUUGAAGUAAUUUGUUUUUUCCAGAUUUGUUCACAUCGUCAUAUAAAAUAUAUUUUAAAAAAUCAUAGUCCAAAGAACCUGUAUGUGUUUGUAGAUGUACUUAUAACUAUGUUGUACCAACAAAGUCUGUGUGGUGAGUUGUUUGCUAAUUAAAAUUUUUGUGUUC
Molecule: messenger RNA, 7071 nt
Organism: Pygoscelis adeliae (Adelie penguin)
Lineage: Eukaryota; Metazoa; Chordata; Aves; Sphenisciformes; Spheniscidae
Gene: LONRF3
Product: LON peptidase N-terminal domain and ring finger 3
Exons: 12
Coding region: 1-1641 (546 amino acids)
Molecular function (GO): protein binding
Source: RefSeq, a predicted model, not a curated record